AUGGGCUCCAACUCGACACUGUUCCGCCACGACAAGAUCUCUGUGGUGGAGAAACAGUUCAUUUGGGCACUCGGUAUCGACGAGACCUGGAUCUAUGCCCAACCAAUCGGGCACAUCCGCCAGAAGCUGAACGAAAUUCUUCCUAUGAUGGACGCGGUGUCACGCACAAAGCCGAUGCGCAAGCGCUUUUUCAAGGUGGCCAACCUAAUGACCAACAGAGUGGUCUCCUACGACCAAGGUCAGUCGCUUUAUUGCAACGAGGAGCCAAUGCUGAGCUGGGUAAACAACACCAUCGCAAAGUCAGCCAAGCCGGUCCCUCUGAUCGAACAAGUUCGGAUCUUCAGAAGAAAGCCAGUCGACGCACCUACAUCUAUGCCGACUUAG
Molecule: messenger RNA, 384 nt
Organism: Zymoseptoria tritici IPO323
Lineage: Eukaryota; Fungi; Ascomycota; Dothideomycetes; Mycosphaerellales; Mycosphaerellaceae
Exons: 1
Coding region: 1-384 (127 amino acids)
Source: RefSeq, a predicted model, not a curated record